This is a messenger RNA of Gilbertella persicaria, 1912 nucleotides long. Its product is annotated as beta subunit of phenylalanyl-tRNA synthetase. Lineage: Eukaryota; Fungi; Mucoromycota; Mucoromycetes; Mucorales; Choanephoraceae. Gene Ontology annotation, biological process: phenylalanyl-tRNA aminoacylation. Gene Ontology annotation, cellular component: phenylalanine-tRNA ligase complex; cytoplasm. Bases 21 to 1790 code for a protein of 589 amino acids. The record is from RefSeq and is a predicted model, not a curated record. The transcript has 11 exons. Gene Ontology annotation, molecular function: RNA binding; phenylalanine-tRNA ligase activity; magnesium ion binding.
UUUUUAUAUUCUCUUAAAAUAUGCCUACCGUCAACAUCGACAAGCAGCGCCUUUUCGAAGCUCUUGAGAGAGAAUAUACUUCUCAAGAGUUCUUUGAACUCUGUUUCCGUUUCGGUAUCGAACUUGAAGAAGACACUUCUGAGAGAGAAGUUGUUGAAAAGGAAACUAGCAAAGACGCUGAGCAAGUUCCUGAAAGACCUAUCUUGAAGAUUGAUAUUCCUGCCAACAGAUACGAUUUGUUGUGUCAAGAAGGUCUUGCUCGUGCUCUUCGUGUCUUUGAAGGCAAGUGCCGUCCUCCUGUUUACAAGGCUGUUAAGCCCGCCAGUGGCAAGCUUGAACAAAUCCGUGUUUCGGAAUCUACUCAACAAAUUCGUCCUUACAUUGUUGGUGCCAUUUUGCGUAAUAUCAGCUUCACACCUGAAAACUAUGCCUCUUUCAUUGACCUUCAAGACAAGCUUCACAACAACAUUUGUCGUAAGAGAACACUUGCCUCUAUGGGUACUCAUGAUUUGGAUACAAUCAAGGGUCCUUUCACUUACGAAGCUUUGUCUCAUAAGGACAUCAAAUUUGUGCCUUUGAACAAGGAAACUGAAGUAGAUGGCGAUGAAUUAAUGGAACUUUAUGCUGAAGAUAAACAUCUUGGUAAAUUCCUUCACAUCAUUCGUGAUUCUCCUGUUUACCCUGUUGUGCUUGAUGCCAACCGUACUGUUUGUUCUCUUCCUCCUAUCAUUAACUCUGAUCAUUCCAAGAUUACUUUGGAUACUAAGAACGUCUUGAUUGAAAUGACAGCUACUGAUGAACACAAAGCCAGUACUGCCUUGAAUGCUUUGGUCACUAUGUUCUCUGAAUACUGUUCUGAACCCUUCACUAUUGAGCCUAUUGAGAUUGUUUACCCUGAUAACACCACCAAGGUCUAUCCUGAAAUUGAAUCUAGAAAUGCCACUGCUAAAGUUGAUUAUAUCAACUCUUGUACCGGUCUUGAUCUUCCUGGUGAUGAGAUCUGUCGUCUUUUGAACAGAAUUUCUUGUCAAGGUCCCCCUACUCGUUGGGAUAUCUUGCACGCUUGUGAUAUUAUGGAAGAUGUUGCUAUCUCAUACGGUUAUGACAACUUGCCUAAGAAGAUGCCUAGUGUUAACACCUUCGGUGCUGCCUUGCCUUUGAACAAGUUGAGUGAUUCUGUUCGUAGAGAACUGGCCAUGGCUGGUUUUACUGAAGUUGCUCCUUUGAUUUUGUGUUCUCAUGAUGAAAACUUCAAAUUCCUUAAUCGUAAAGACGAUGGUACUACUGCUAUCCAGCUUGCUAAUCCCAAGACUGCUGAAUAUCAAGUUGUACGUACUUCUCUUUUACCUGGUGUCUUGAAGACUUUGAACUCCAACAAGAAGUUGCCUUUGCCUCUCAAGACUUUUGAAGUCUCUGAUGUUGGUUUCAAGGAUGAAUCUCGUGACCGUAGAACUAGAAACGAAAGACACAUCUGUGCUACUUUCACUGCAAAGACAUCUGGUUUUGAAAUUAUUCACGGUCUUUUGGAACGUAUCAUGAACAUGCUCAGCACAAAGAGAAUCAGCAAGGAUGAUACCAAGUCACUUGGUUAUUGGAUUGAAGAAUCUCAAGAUGCUACUUAUUUCCCUGGUCGUUCUGCUUAUAUUUUCUUGAGAUACCUUGACAGCUCUAAUGAACGCAAGUCUGUUCAAAUUGGUUCUUUUGGUAUUCUUCACCCCGUUGUUCUUGAAAACUUUGAAUUGAACAACCCUACCACUGCUCUUGAAUUCAACUUGGAACCUUUUGUUUAAAUCAUUUAAUUUAUGUAGCUAUAUUAAUAAAAAGGGAGUAGAUUGUUGUACAAAGUCUUUGCAUGAAUAAUGAGACUCUAGAGAACAUUUCCCUUUACAUUAAAAAAUUGUGCCUUCCGUUU